Molecule: messenger RNA, 1798 nt
Organism: Acyrthosiphon pisum (pea aphid)
Lineage: Eukaryota; Metazoa; Arthropoda; Insecta; Hemiptera; Aphididae
Product: legumain
Exons: 12
Coding region: 242-1666 (474 amino acids)
Biological process (GO): vacuolar protein processing
Molecular function (GO): cysteine-type endopeptidase activity
Source: RefSeq, a predicted model, not a curated record
CACAACCGGCGACGACAUUGCCAAUGUAUAAGAGGUGUAUUGUAAUUAUUAUUAUACUGUUUAUACCACAAUAUGUCACCGGUUGUUACUUAGUUUAAUCCCGCACCGCCGCAAUCGGAGCAAGAGACCACAUAUUUUGUAACCAACAAUAUAAUAUCAUUAUUAUAAUUCAUAUAGUUUACGAUAAUAUUAUUAGACAUCGAGUAAUCACGACGACUACGACUACGACUACGACGGCGACAUGGGAGUUUUUAGUUUUGUAUCACUAACAUUAUUUGCAAUUGGAUCAGCUGCUAUACAUGUGCCAUACAGGAAACCAUGGAUCGAUUCGGAGACCGUAAAUAGUUUUUUCGGAGGGAAGAAAUGGGUGGUUUUGGUAGCCGGUUCGGAUGGAUGGAACAAUUACAGACAUCAGGCGGACAUAUGCCAUGCAUACCAAAUAAUUCGAGAAAACGGCAUACCGAAAGAAAAUAUAAUUACGAUGAUGGUGGAUGACAUUGCAAACAAUCCAAGGAAUCCCACGCCAGGAAUGAUAAUUAAUCAACCAAACGGAAAGGACGUGUACAAAGGAGUUGUCAUCGACUACAAGGGGAUGGAUGUAAACAGCACAAAUUUCUUGAAGAUUAUCACUGGUGACAAAAAAGCCAUGCAGUCCAUUGGAACUGGAAAAGUAAUUGAAGGAGGACCGCACGAUAAAGUAUUCAUUAAUUUUGUCGAUCACGGUACCACAGGGAUAUUAGGUUUCCCAGACGAUUUAUUAUACGCUGAUGAACUGAACGACGCGCUCAAAACUAUGCACGCAUCUGCACGUUAUAGAAUGGUGUUGAUGUACAUUGAAGCGUGUAAGGCAGGUUCUAUGUUUGAUGGGAUACUCCGUGACAACACAGGUGUUUUGGCGGUAACUGCAUCAGGACCCAGGGAAAAUUCGUUUGGAUGCUACUGUCGAUCUCAAUCUGGACCAUACAAAACAUGUCUUGGAGAUUUUUUCAGCGUCACAUGGAUGGAAAACUGGGACGCGUUGGUAUCCGAAUCGCCUAAGAAAAAGAGAACCGUUUUCUAUGACUUCAAUGAGGCGAGAACCAGCGUCACCGAAAGCAACGUCAUGGUGUACGGUGAUUUCAGAACGGGUCAUGAAACGCUCUCCUCGUUCAUAGGUUACAAGAACCGCAGUAAAAAACAUCCUUCGGCCGAACCAGUAAUGACCGUAACGAAUAAGCCAAAGAACACAGUAAUGUCCAGUAGAACCGUGUAUGAAAAUUCCGUACAACAAGAAUUGGCGGGCAAUGAGUUGUCAGUCUCGGAAAGGCACCAUUUGUCAACAGAAUUACAUUUGAACAACGAAAUGAGGUUGAUCAUCGACAAAGCACUUAGGACAAUUUAUUCGAAGGUAGUGAAGGCUAGACCGGAAAUCAUAAGUAAAGUCGGCGACUUUUACGAACCCAAUCAUCUAGAACUCUCGUUAGAUAUGUUCCCGUGUUACAAAAGUAUUUUAAAUAAAAUCACGGAGAGCUGCUUUUCUUUGCCACGGAAUCCCUACGCUUUGGAUCGGUUGACGAUUUUCGCAAACUUUUGUGUCGUCGAUAAACACAUACACCAGUUAGUCGAAAAAUUGGUCAGUGCAUCGUGUUCGAACGUUCAUAAAUUGAAUAUAAAAAACGUAUAUUAGAAUCACGGCUCGUCGUAUACGUAAUGCACUGCACUGGUAUAGUAUACACCUAGGUGACAAUAACACGUCUAAUGUACUAAUUGAUAUAUUAUAUAUAAUUAUAAACUAUAAUAAAAUAAUAUUUUGAUUAAA